Messenger RNA from Closterium sp. NIES-65, 732 nucleotides. NCBI's taxonomy places the organism in Eukaryota, Viridiplantae, Streptophyta, Zygnematophyceae, Desmidiales, Closteriaceae. The record is from the annotation of a GenBank genome assembly.
AUGGCUAGAAAUGUAAUCCUCGUGCUCGCCGCUCUCCUAGCAACCACGACCCUCUGCCACGGAGCCCGGCCGCUCUUCACAGCGCUACUGACCUUAGAUCCCUAUGCCGCGCAAGCCGUCGUUGCGGCGGGGAACGAUGGGCCGAAGAAUCAAAUGGCAGAGGCAGAUGUGGCCGCUGCUGACAACGAUAACACCGCCAGCGUUGCCGGAGCUACCGAGAUCGUCUCGACUGCCGCUGAUAACGACAACGUCGCAUCAGCUAUCCCUGGGAUGGUUCCAGCUGACGUCGACAGCAACUCCGUCGGAUUCUUGACGGCGUCCGUCUCCCUGCCAGGUUCCGACAACGUCAUCGCCGCGUUGGACGUUCCACGCAGGAAGGGCUCUCUGGUCUCCGUCAUUGACGACCCCACCGACAACACCGCUUCUGUCCGCGCAUCCCCCUCUGGUCCUAUUAUCGUUGACGAUCUGAGCGACAACACCGCGUCUGUUUCGACGACGGCGAUCGUCGACGACCCUACCGAUAACACCGCGUCCGCUGUCGCAUCUGCUGCGACUGUCGUCGACGACACCACAGAUAACACCGCCUCUGUUAGGACCAGCGAUGCGCAGGACGAGGCAACGACGACGGCGUAUGUCUCCCUUCCGGGGUCAGACAACGUGAUUUAUGCGUACCACGUGCCUGCUCGUCGGGAAGGUACGCUGGUCGUCGUGAAGGGCGAGGGUAGUAAUUAA